This is a messenger RNA of Aedes albopictus (Asian tiger mosquito), 1037 nucleotides long. RefSeq lists its product as uncharacterized. Gene Ontology annotation, molecular function: nucleic acid binding. The transcript has a single exon. The record is from RefSeq and is a predicted model, not a curated record. NCBI's taxonomy places the organism in Eukaryota, Metazoa, Arthropoda, Insecta, Diptera, Culicidae. The coding region runs from base 97 to 963 and encodes 288 amino acids.
UGACAAGCGCCCUUCGUUCGCGACAGACAUUCCUUCUCAACGCUCUCGUGCGUCAGUUUCUCUUUCUGUGGCGAAUAAAUUUUGUAUCGCUGCAAGAUGUCUUCGCACAGAAAAAAUACCCUAGUCGUGGACUUCGGCGUAUUACCGAAGCGACCCGGCUUACAACAAGUGGAAAAAUUCCUUAAAGAUUUCAUCAAAGUUGACCUGGCUGAUGUGAGAAACAUCCAGCUCCACAACAUCAAAAACUCUUUGUUCAUUGAGAUGAACGAUGCAGGCGUAGCCCCACGGCUACAAAAGCAGCACCACCUACAGCACUAUUUCACGAUCGAAGGAAUGAGAUACUACAUUCCAGUAUACGUGGAUUGUCCCACUACUACUGUCCGAGUCCACGAUCUGCCACCUCAAAUGGACAACGAUGUCAUCUCCGACCAUUUGCAGCAGUACGGGAAAGUGAUCUCCAUACAAAAUGAAGUGUGGAAGAACUAUUUCUCGGGGAUACCGAACGGCGUGAGAAUUGUUCGUAUGCGGUUGGAUAAAGCAAUACCAUCGCAUAUUGUGGUAAACAGCCAUAGCACAUACGUUAGUCGUGCGAACAAAAGCAAUCAAACGACGGCUCGUCGCACCAAGAAGCAGCCACACACAACAUCAUCCGACUUGGCUCAUGAACACGAUACCGACCAGAUCAACAACGACAUCGAAGACAACGAAUUACCGUCCGCGGCGACUCAAAUUGAAAGCGACGAUGACCACAGCGACGACGAGAAUGUCAACAACAACGACCACGGAUGGAAGAACGAGAACGGUGGAACGACAGAAAGUAUCGAUAAUGAUUCAGCGAAGCGGCGGUUGUCAACCGAGUCGAAUGGAACAAAGGAAGAAAAUAGAGCAAAACGAUCAUGCAAUCCGUGCACCCAGAAAUCCGAUCCAGAAUGGAAAAUGAUCACAAGAUCGAAGAAGAAGUGACGUUGUAAACAUUAAAAUUUUACGACACGAAUGCACCUUCGGUGUAAAGUGUCGCUAAUUAAAGUAAAUAAAUA